Molecule: messenger RNA, 779 nt
Organism: Puntigrus tetrazona (Sumatra barb)
Lineage: Eukaryota; Metazoa; Chordata; Actinopteri; Cypriniformes; Cyprinidae
Exons: 3
Coding region: 118-645 (175 amino acids)
Cellular component (GO): endoplasmic reticulum
Molecular function (GO): misfolded protein binding; protein-folding chaperone binding
Source: RefSeq, a predicted model, not a curated record
AUUCGUUAGGCCCAGCAAGGUAACGUUAAACGAGUAGAUCGUGUUAGGCUACAUUUUUUUUCACAAAUUUAUGAAGAGGCUGAAACAAGUGAACGAAUCGUGUUCGUUAGCAGGUGGAUGAUGGCUACAGCAGAGCAUUUAUUCAUAGUACUAACGUUAUGCGUGUGUGGCUGUACGUGUCUGAGUGACUAUUACUCACUGCUUGGAGUUUCUCACUCAGCAUCUUCAAGAGAGAUCAAGAAAGCGUUUCACAGGCUGGCCCUUAAACACCAUCCUGAUAAAAACCAAAGUCCCAAUGCACAGCGGAUCUUCACACACAUUGCUCAAGCUUAUGAAGUACUAUCUGACAGAGAGAAGAGACGAGCCUAUGAUGAAUUGGACCACCUAACUAACACUGAUCAGGCCUGGGAGGGAAAGUUCAAGAAAGAGGAUGUGGACCGUAAUCCCUUUGCAGAUGAAGGGACAUUUCAUAGUAAAAGGGGAUUCCAGCGUUUUAGUUUAGAGGAGCUGCUUCAUUCACUGCGGAUAGAUGAUGACUUUUUUAUGGGUGAACAACCUGGUUACGAAGGAUGGAGUUUUAUUUUUGGGCCUGAGGGUGAUGAUGAUGAAACCGCCUUCCUCAGUGAUCUUUUCAACAUGCUUUAAUUUCAAGUGUUUGUGUAUCUUGACCACAUUAAGUUAAUAUAUUUCUUAAUUGCAUAAAUAGCUAAAUAGCUUUUAAAGUGCUUUGCAUAUUUACCUUGCUGUUGUGUUUAUUAAAUAAAACUUUUAAUUUUAAA